UGUAUGAAUAUAGUCCAUCAUAAAACCGACAACUCAACGCUAGCAUUAAAUUAAUUAACUAUAAUAUUACCCAAAAUAAAAAAUCAGUAAUAUUGAAAGCGAGUGUGUUAUGUUGUUAAUGUUAGUGGUGUCGUUGUUAUAGUUACACUUUUAGGUAAAAAAAAAUCAAUGGGGCGGUGGUGGUGGAAAACGGCGGCGUUGGUCGCAAUAGCCGCCUUGUUAUUAAGAUCUUACGGCGGAGAACUGAUCGGAGUUAGUUGGGACAAAGAAUCGUUGAUGAAAUGGAUGAGUGAUUUAUCUGAUAAAUUAGGGAUUUGGGCGAUUCCUCUUUACAUCUCAGUUCACACAAUCUCCAUCGCUCUUUGUUUACCUUCCGCUAUUUUUCUCGAAACCGUUGCUUCUCUUCUCUUCGGAUUCUUACCUUCUGUUCUCUGUGUUUUCUCUGCGAAGAUCCUUGCUGCAUCGCUUUCAUUCUCGAUUGGCAGGUUAGUAUUCAGGAAUUCAAGUUCAGCAAUGGACUGGGCUCAAAGAAACAAAUAUUUUAAAAUCCUCUCAAACGGAGUUGCGCGAGAUGGUUGGAAGUUUGUUCUUCUCGCCCGAUUCUCACCCGUGCCUUCCUAUAUUAUUAACUACACCUUAGCUGCAACUGAAGUUAGGUUCUUUUUGGAUUUUCUUCUUCCCACCGUUGUCGGAUGCCUCCCCAUGAUCUUGCAGAAUACAUCUAUCGGAAGCCUUGCCGGUGCAGCUGUUUCCACAGCAUCUGGCUCUAAGAAAUCUCAAUUUUGGUCUUACUUUUUCCCCAUAGUUGGUAUUUUAUCUAGUGUACUUAUUUCUUUGAGAAUUAAGAAGUAUUCAUCCCAAAUUUCAGUACCCGAAAUCUCUUCCGACAAAGAUAACACCGUUGAGUCAAAAUAGUAAAACUGUAUCAACCGAAUUGUAUUUAUGAGAGACAAUAGCGAAGAAGACUGUAUUUUGGCAUGAUUGUCAUUUUGGUAUGACUUUUUCUUGUUAUGACUUGAUCUUCAUUUAAUCUGGUAGUUGAACUUCAUUUAGGUUAUGUGGACUUUUGGCUAUGUUAAUGGAGUUAAGGUGUUUGAUGA
Lathyrus oleraceus (garden pea) is the source of this 1100-nucleotide messenger RNA. RefSeq lists its product as uncharacterized. The record is from RefSeq and is a predicted model, not a curated record. Gene Ontology annotation, cellular component: membrane. The transcript is spliced from 2 exons. Lineage: Eukaryota; Viridiplantae; Streptophyta; Magnoliopsida; Fabales; Fabaceae. The coding region runs from base 169 to 915 and encodes 248 amino acids.